This is a messenger RNA of Meriones unguiculatus (Mongolian gerbil), 4940 nucleotides long. RefSeq names its product collagen type IV alpha 6 chain (gene Col4a6). Lineage: Eukaryota; Metazoa; Chordata; Mammalia; Rodentia; Muridae. Gene Ontology annotation, cellular component: basement membrane; collagen trimer. The record is from RefSeq and is a predicted model, not a curated record. Gene Ontology annotation, molecular function: extracellular matrix structural constituent.
AUGGGGCACAAUAUUUAUAACAGUCCAGUGGAUUUUCUCCAGGGAUGUCUGAGACCAAUUGUAACUCAAUGUCCAUCAGGUCCUGAAGGGUUUGCUGUUUCUACUGGUUUAUCAAGGUUGAAAGGAGAAAGAGGCUCCCCAAGCCCUCUGGGACCAUAUGGAUCAACAGGAGAUAAGGACCACCCUGGACAACCAGGUCUCAGAGGUCCACCUGGCCUGGAAGGCUGUAAUGGAACUCAAGGAGCUGUUGGAUUUCCAGGCUCUGGGUACCCUGGAAUUUUAGGACCACCUGUUCCAAGAGGUUCUCAUGGAUCUCCUGGAGAUGCAGGACCUAUAGGACCACAAGGCUUACAAGGUCCCCCAGGUCCCUCUGGACUUACUGGGCCCCAGGGAAAUAUGGUAUUCGGUUUCCAAGGAGAAAAGGGAGUCAAGGGGGAUGUUGGCCUCCCUGGCUCUGCAGGACCACCUCCAUCUACUGGGGAACUAGAAUUCAUGGGAUUCCCCAAAGGAAAGAAAGGCUACUAGGGUGAACCAGGAUUCCCAGGAAUGAAGGGCCAUUCAAGUUUCCCGAAGUUUGGAUCUAUUGGAGAAAAAGGAGAAAGGGGAAUCCUUGCUUUGCCAGGACCUAGGGCUCCCAUGGGUUCAGAAGGAAUACAAGGACAUCCUGGGAGAUAGGGAAAGAAGGAGACUUAUGGUUUUCCUGGGAUUAACAGGUUCCCAGGUGAAAAAGGUGCCAUUGGUCUGCAAGGCCUAGACAUUUUUACCAAUGUCGAUGGUGUUGUGAUCUCAGUACCAGGUUAUCUUGUAGACACUAGUGUGCCAGGCCUCCUAGGCCUUAGAAGAGAUGAAGGCAUCCAAGGCCAGUGUGGCCCUAUAGGCACUCCUGGCCUGUUUUCCAGAUGCCUAGGGCCUCAGGGAUUUCCAGGUCCAAAAGGAGACCAAGGAAACCCAGGACACACUACCUUUGGGGAAGCUGGCCUCCCUGGCAAAAUUGGUUUGCCAGGUUUACCAGGCCUGCCAGGUCCAACAGGCCCACCAGGUCUCACAUUUGAGAUUGGACCCCUGCCUAUCAUACAGCCUUGGUUGCCUGGUCUUGGAGGACAAUGAGGUCCAAAAGGACAUCAAGGCUUCAAAGGAGUAAAAGGAGACUCUGGUUUUCAUGCUUGUGAAGGUGGUACUCUAAACACUGGACCACACAGAGAACCAGGCCUGCCUGGGACACAAGUGCCCAUAGGUCUGCCAGGUAUUAAAGGGACUAGAGGAGAUCCAUGCUGUAGGGGUUCAUCUGGCCCAGCAGGGGCUCCAGGGUUCUUUUGACCUAGAGGUCAGACAGGCCUCAAAGGAAAGAAAGGGGAACCAAUUGUCAGUAAAUGAUUAAAAAUGCCAGGAGACAAAGGGUACUCUGGUCCUCAGGGGACCCCAGGUAUGGCAGGAGCUCCAGGGAAGGAUGGAAUACCAGGUUUACCAGGUCUCCCAAGCAUUCAGGAGAUAGUGGGUGUAAAAUUCCCAGGUGAAAGGGGGUUACUAAGACUUCCUGUUUAAAAGGGCCAUGAUGGUCCAACUGGAUUACCAGGAAGUGGGCUGCCAGAACUUCCUGGUCCUCAUGGACUUCCUGGAGAUAAAGGAAUAGUUGGGUUACCAGGACAACAAGGCCUCCGUGGAACUAAAGGAGUUACCUUACCUUGUAUUACCCUUGGGUCAUAUGGUCCAUCAGGAUUUCCUGGAGCUCCUGGAUUCCCAGGUUCUAAAGGAGUUCAGGUCCUCUCUGGAGUUCCAGGCAAUCCUGGCACUUUUGGAAGUAGGCCCAGAAGUCCAGGGAUAAUUAAUCUCUCAAGAUUGCCAGGAUACCCUGGAGCUCAUGUGGAGAAAGGAUUAUUUGGGUUUUCUGGGCUUCCGGGAAAAGAUGGCUUCCCUGGAAAGGCUGACAGUCCAGGGUUACUAUGUUCCCUGGUGACAGCCCCUGGUGACACCUUUGGUGCCAAAAAUGGUGCUCCAGAGGAGCAAGGCCUACAAGGAUUGCCAGGGGACAAAGGAUUUCCUGGAGACUCUGGCCUUCUAGGACCCAAGGGUUUGAGUGGGAAAUCCAGCAUGAUAGGUCCCAAAGGUGAAAGGGGCAACCCUGGAACAUCAGGACCACCGGGACAGCCAGGAACCUCAGGGUCUAGUGAUCCAUUUGGCAACAAGGGCACAUCUGGACUCCCAGGAGCACCAGGCCUUCCGGGCAUUUCAGGACACCCUGGAAAGAAUGGUCAAAAAGGAGACACAGGUCACCCUGGGUCAAUUGGAAAGUAAGGUCUACCUGGGAUUAAAGGCCUUCCUGGCUCUCCAGGGUCAGCUGGCUUUCUGGGGAUCCCAGGUUUACCAGGAGUCACUAGGUUUCUAGGCAUCCCAGACCAAAAGGGUAAAGUGAAAAAGGGUGGACCAGUAGGGUUUCCUGGGUUACCUGGUCUUCCUGGAGUUGAUGGAUUAAGGAGAUUUUCUAUGUCAUUUGGAAUGGUGGAAAAACUUGGACAAUCUUGUAAUCUGGGAGAAAAAGGAGAAAGAGGGGGCUCAGGACCAAUUGGCGUAGCCAGUCCAGGACCGCCAAUGCUGAAACUUCGGUUCAAAGGAGAAAAAGGCUCUCGAGGUUCUGCUGCCACAGAUGGAUUUCCUGGGCCAAGAGGUGACAAAGUAGAGCUUGGCACCCCAGGGUUACCAGGCCUACCUGGAGCUUCUGGACAGUCCAAUACCAUCAAAGGACUUGGGGGAAGGCCAGGUUACCCUGGAUCUGUGGGAAGAAGGGGAUUACCUUGCCUAAAGGGGUCCUUGGGGCUGACAGGUUUUCCGGGAAUACCAGGAAUAAGGUGUUCACAGGGGCGCAUUGGUAAUUCUGGCCCCCUUGGAGCAAGUGGUAUCCCAGGUUUUAGAGGAGAUCAAGUCCAAACACUUGGUAUUUCUGGAAUCCCAGGACCCAAGGGAUAUCCUGGAGAAUUCAGUUUUAAAGGGGUAAAGGGGAAAGAUGGACUAAUUGGCGAAAGAGGUUACCCAGGAAAAAAAGGUGAAGAUGGAAGAGUUGCUACUGCUGGAGAUCCUGGCCUUCCUGUCUCCCCAGGACUUCAAGGGAUUUCAGGUAUGAAUGGAGACCCUGGCUUCCCAAGUUCCUCUAGCCAUCUGGGGUUUAUUGGACUCCCUGGACCCCCUGUCUUAAUAGGAUCUAAAGGAUUCUGUGGACUUCCUGGUUUACAUGGACUUCCAGGAAUCAAGGGCACCCAUGGUACUCCAGGAGCCAGUAUCACUGGUGUUCCUGGGCCUGCUGGCCUGCCUGGUCCCAAAGGGGAAAGGGGAAUGCCAGGAAUUGUCACUGGAGAUCCAGGGAAAAAAGGCUCAAGGGGACAGAAAGGUGACCGAGGUUUCCCAGAACUCCAAGGUCCUGCUCCCCCCCCCCGAGCUCCAGGCAUCCACUUGUCCUCAGACAGAGCAGGACAGCCUGGUGACCGAGGGCGGCCAGGCCUAGAUGGAAAACGAGGCUGCCCAGGCCUGCCAGGCCCUCCAGGUCUCCCUAGGUCAUCCUCAGAUCAAAGCAACCCUGGAGACCCUAGCUUCCCUGGAAUUCCAGGCCUUCAAGGGCUCAAGGGAAACUACAAACCUGUAGGUUUCUUUGGCCUUUCUGGAGAUCUAAGACUGAAAGGCAUGAGAGGGGAGCCUGACCUCAUGGGGACUCCUGACAAGGUUGGGCCACCAGGAGUUUUGGGAUUUCCUGGGAUGAAGGGCCAAAAAAGCUACCAAGACACUAAGAAGGAGAUGGGGAAAGAAGGCUUUUCUGGCCCCCAAGGUGCUCCAGGACACUCACCAAUUGCCAAAGCUGUCCAGAUUCCUCCAGGACCUUUGUGUAGGCUAGAUAUUGAUGGUAUCCCUGGCUUCACAGGAGACCCUGGAUCUCAAGGCUAUAUGGGUCUGCAGGGUUCCAAGGGUCUAACUGGAAUCCCUGGCAAGGAUGGCCCUAGUGGGAUUCCAGGCCCACCAGGAAUCCUUGAUAAUCCUUGUCUCCAUGGGCUACAAGGACCUCCAGGAUUUGAAGGAGCUCCGGGAAAGCAAGGCUCCUUUGGUACCUUGCUUAGAAUGCAUGGGCAAAAUGUCAGAGUGGGUUAUACACUGGUAAAACACAGUCAGUCUGAACAAGUUCCACUGUGCCCCAUUGGAAUAAGCCAGCUGUGGGUGGGUUACAACUUGCUGUUCAUGGAGGGGCAGGAGAAAGCCCAUAACCAGGAUCUAGGAUUUGCUGGCUCCUGCCUGCCCAGAUUCAGCACCAUGCCCUUCAUCUACUGAAACAUCAAUGAAGUGUACCACUAUGCCAGAAGCAAUGAUAAAUCCUACUGGCUGUCCACAAAUGCCCCCAUUCCAAUGAUGCCUGUGGGCCAGACCCAGAUUCUCCAGUACAUCAGCCACUGCUCUGUAUAUGAGACACCUUCAAAAGCCAUUGCUGUGCACAGCCAGGACAUCACCAUCCCACAGUGCCCUCUGGGCUGGCAAAGCCUCUGGAUCAGUUAUUUAUUCCUCAUGCACACCUCUGCUGGGGCCAAGGGUGGAAGCCAGUCCCUAGUCUCCCCUGGUUCCUGCCUUGAAGACUUUCAAGAUACGCCUUUUGUGGAGUGUGGCAGUGCCUGUGGUAUGAGCCACUACUUUGCCAACAAGUACAGUUUUUGGCUGACAAUGGUGGAGGAGCGAUGGCAAUUUCAGAAAGAGCCAAUGUCUGAGACACUGAAAACUGGGCAGCUCCACUGAAAAAGCCAUCAUGCAGCCGCUGACCUCCCUACCCACCUCACAACACUUACCUCACAAGUGUGGGCAGUCUGCAAAAGGAAGGCCUCACCGCAUUUGCCUGUCAAGUUUUAUGUUGGAGUCUCAUCUGGACUGGACUACUGCACAUUAGUUAUCCCAACCCUCAGGCCCAACAGAGAGAA